AUGAAUGGAACUCCAGACGAAGAGACUGGAUUGAAUCUUAUCGAAGACUUCGAAAGACGAGAUAACAUUACAACUACCAUUAAUGUCAACAGCAAGAUAUACACUGCUAAGGCGUUUUUUUCAUGUAGACUUGAGUAUAAGGAUCUUUCGGAACAUUUGCAAAAUUUAUUGGAUGGAAUUGAAUUGGAGUUGAUGCAAGCGAGUGCAAACGUUCAAACAAAAGGAAUAAUUGAAUUCCUAUUGUCACAAAAGAGAACAUUUUUUGAUCAGCUCGUCAAGGAACAUCACAAUCUCUCGAUAAAAAGAAGAACUUGUGCUGCGACCAAGAUUGUAGAGUUUUUUGAAGAUUUGAAAUCUUCUGAACAUUAUCGGAUCCUAUUGAUGAAAAUAAACUCGGACAACAUGACUUUCAUCGACAAGAAUCAAAUAAGUGUGGUCCGCGCCUUUCGCGCCGGACAGCUUGGAAGCUCUACAUUAGAGAAUAAAAUCGCGCAUUUCACGAUAGAAUUGAGAGGACAUGACGCAGAGCUCUAUCAGCUCUGUAAGAAGCUUUUCCAGGAAUUCGAUUCUAUUCUUUCAAUUAAUUUGAACGGGAUUAUGGCCAAGCAUCGCAAAACUUACGAGUUUAUGUUGGAGAAUGUACGGCACACUAGAAUCAAACGAUUGGCCGAGACAAGUACUCUCAUCCCCACGACUGGAAUCUGGAAAUUCACGACAAUUUCGUGCUUGUUCAACUUGUUUGUAUUCGAGCCGUAUGUGGUCUAUAAAGCGUUGACUAUUUUGUAUUACCUUACUGCUACAGUCAAUGGUGCACAAAAGUUUAUCCCUGGUGCUAUCUCAUGGCUUCACUAUACCAGGCAUUUAUCCCGGUGCCAUCAGGCACAUUUAUGUCUAAAGAAGGCCCUAAUUCUAGCUGAGCCGUACUCCAAGAACAAGGCGUUCCCUGGUUUCAAUGUUGAGUUUUAUCUGUCUGAGGCAUUGUACAAACAACAUGAGCUGCUCAAAUUACCCAUGAAGCUCUUGAAUGAAUUAUCUGAGUCAGAUUUGAACAAAUAUGAUGAAGGUUUGGCCGCUUAUCUUUCUCAACAAGAGUUCGCGCUUGCCAGUAUCCAAAACGAAUCUGAUGUGCUUACAGGUCUUUCCGCUGAAAUUAAGAACCAAAUCAUUGAGGCAAUGGGUUCGAGCAGCAAAUCUUGGAGUAUGCCAGUCCGGAAUCUUGAUCUAUGCGUCAAACCUUAUGAACAAGCCAUUCAGCAUGAAAUUAAUAUGCUAUGCUUACUGAAAAGGAAAUUUGACAGUAUUGAUUUCUCAGCAGAUGGUAUGCGAAAUCAUGAAUUCCGUCGUCACCUCGAAUCUGUGCAUCAACGAAACAGCGGGGUGAUCGCGCAAUUGCUGAGAUUCAAAAUGGACUUGAUACAUCAGCACGAUGCUACCUCAUUUGACUUAUGCCAUCAGUACUAUUCACAGUCUAUUCGGGGUCGAUUUGCAGGUAUCAUGGCUUUUUCUUCGGAAUUAGUUAUGACGUUGUUUCCAGUCUUCACGAAGGUGUUACGCAAUUCGAACAAGCUCAAAAAGAUGCUGCCCCCGCUUAAUGAUACGGACUCCCUUAACUUGAAGAUCUCCAAAGGAUCUGCCUUCGUUUUUUCUUGGCUGAAUGUUUUAUUCUUAGGACUAUUCGCCCUUUUUUUUAUCUUUGAUAAGGGGAUGCAGAUAUACCACUCUGUUGUUGGAUAA
Molecule: messenger RNA, 1734 nt
Organism: Australozyma saopauloensis
Lineage: Eukaryota; Fungi; Ascomycota; Pichiomycetes; Serinales; Metschnikowiaceae
Exons: 1
Coding region: 1-1734 (577 amino acids)
Source: RefSeq, a predicted model, not a curated record